Messenger RNA from Erigeron canadensis, 3133 nucleotides. Its product is annotated as putative pentatricopeptide repeat-containing protein At5g06400, mitochondrial. The coding region runs from base 1 to 3075 and encodes 1024 amino acids. The record is from RefSeq and is a predicted model, not a curated record. Gene Ontology annotation, molecular function: protein binding. Lineage: Eukaryota; Viridiplantae; Streptophyta; Magnoliopsida; Asterales; Asteraceae. The transcript has a single exon.
AUGAAAAUUUUAUUUAAAUUCAGAUCAGCAGGUUCAAGUUGUAGGCGUCUCAUUCCCAUAUAUAUCUCAAAUUUACAAUCUUUUUGUUAUUCAAUCGACACUACACCAUUCAAUAACCCGAAUCCAAACAACCCUGAAAAAGCCCAGAUAAAAAAUGCUAAAGAUUACACUAAUCUUUUUGAUGAAAUCACCCAAAUUUUAGGAACCCAGAGCUUCAAUGUGGAUGUAAAUGUAGGUGAUCGGUUUCCGAUAACGAAAGGGGAUGAUUUGAAAGAUUCUUUGGAGUGCACACAAGGUGUUUGUGAAAAUGCCUGUGAGAACCAAAAUUUGGAAAUUAGAAAAACCUGUGUGGAUUCAAAGGAUGUGAGCGAUAUAGUUACUAAAGCUACUCAGGUUUUAAGGGGUGGUGAGGGUGCAGUGUCGAUUGAGGAACGGUUAGAGGAUAUGGAUGUUGAGUUUGAUUGUGAUGUUGUUGAUAAAGUUUUGAAGAGGUGUUUUAAAGUGCCUGAUUUAGCUUUAAGGUUUUUCAAGUGGAUAAAGGUUAAGAAUGAGGCGUUUGUUACGACUGCAGCGUAUAAUACGAUGAUUUAUGUACUUGCAGAGUCGAAAAAGUUUGAGUUAGUUGAGGGACUGUUGAAGGAAAUGGAGAAGAAUUCAUGUAAGAAGGAUAUUAAGACAUGGACUAUUCUUAUUUCUCAGUAUGGGAAGUCAAAUAAAAUUGGGAAAGUGUUGUUGCUUUUUGAGGAAAUGAAGAAGUCUGGUUUUGAACCUGAUUUGGCGGUUUAUAAAGUAACGUUGCGUACACUUUGUAAUGGUAGAAAAUCGGAUAUAGCCAUGGAGUUUUACAAGGAGAUGAUGUCUAAAGAAAUGGAACCAGAUACAAGUUUGUACAAAGUUUUAUUAAAUUGCUUAGCACGUUCAGGAGACAUUGAUGCCAUCCACUUGAUAGCCGAUGAUAUGAUAAAGAUCUCCCAAAUCCCUGAACUAGAUGUGUACACUUAUAUGUUAAAAAGUUUUUGCAUUUCGGGUAGAAUAAGAGAAGCGUUAGAAGUGAUAAAGGAUAUGAAGAAUAAAGAUAUUGUGAUUGAGUCUGAACAUUUUGAGAUGAUGGUGAAAGGAAUGUGUCGCGCUGGUAGAAUCAUGGAUGCUCUAGAAAUUGUUGAUAUUUUAAAGAGAAAAGAUGCCGUUGACAAAAAGAUCUAUGAAAUUGUUAUCAACGGGUACCUGCGAAGAAAUGAUCUCUCCAAAGCACUUGACUUGUUUCACGGCCUAAAAGAUUGUGGACAAACACUGACAGUCGCUACUUAUACAGAGCUGAUGCAAUAUCUUUUUGGAAUGAACGAGUUUGAGAAGGCAUUUGAUUUGUAUAACAUGUUGCUGGAAACAGGAGUUGAGUUGGAUAGUGUGGCAAUAACUGCUGUUGUUGCUGGUUAUGUGCAACAAAACUGUAUUUCUGAAGCAUGGGAAGUGGUUGAAAAUGCAGAAAAGAAAGGAAUGAAGUUGAGUAGCAAGUGUUAUAUGGUCUUUAUCAAAGAACUUUGUAAGAUUUCAAAGUCUGAUGAAGCUGUCAAUGUUUUGGAUCAUAUGAAAGCUUUGAAGUUAGGUAUAUCAGAGCAUAUAUUAAACUGGAUAAUAUCUCAUUUGGAAAAAAACGGAGAAUUGGGGAAGAUACAACGAGUAAAGCGGAUUCAAAGAGCCACUUCUGACAAAGACGAAACCACCCUUGAUUCAAGCUCGAUCCAGAUAGACCCAAAAAGUGUAAAUUCUCUUAUAACUUAUACCCCUGCUGUUGCGGCUAAGUCUUUUGUUGAAUAUGAUCUUCAAAGAGCCUGUAAGAUUGUGUCUUCCUCAAUGGAUUGGUCCUUAAAGGAGGAAUCUUUACAAAAAUGUGAUCUCGAUAUCACACCAGAACUAGUUGUGGAAGUACUGAGAAAGUGCAGCCUACAGGGGUGUGCAGCGUCACAGUUCUUCUCAUGGGCUGGAAAGAAAAAUGGUUACAGUCACACUGCAGAAACGUACAACAUGGCGAUGAAAGUUGCUGGUCAAGGGAAAGAUUUUAAGCAUAUGAGAAACUUGUUUAAUGAAAUGAGAAGAAAAAGUCUGUUGAUUUCAUCAGACACAUGGACAAUCAUGAUUUUACAAUACGGUCGAAUAGGUUUGACAGAAAUUGCUCUAAAAGUAUUCAGAGAAAUGAAGGAAAGUGGUUGCAGUCCCAUCAGUAGCACAUACAAAUCUUUGAUUAUUUCCCUUUGUGGGAAAAAGGGUAGAAAGGUCAAUGAAGCAAUCGAAACGUUUUUGGAGAUGAUACAAGCUGGAUUUGUGCCCGAUAAAGAAUUGCUUGAAAUAUAUCUUGAAUGUUUAUGUGAAACUGAUAAUGUGUUAGAAGCCAAAAAGUGUGUCAAGAACCUAUGUACACUUGGAUUUUCGACUCCCUUAGCUUACUCAUUGUGUAUCAGGGCUCUCAGUCGAGCAGGUAAUGUAGAUGAAGCUUUGUUAAUGAUGGAUGAGGUUGAUGAAAAAGACCAAAAUAUUCUCAAGAGUUACACUUACGGAAGCCUGAUUCACACAUUACUGAGGAAAAGGCGCUUACAGGAAGCAUUGGAAAAGAUAGAAUCAAUGAAAGAGCUGAGUAUCUUCCCAACUGUUCAUGUCUAUACAUCACUAAUAGUUUUUUUCUUCAGAGAAAAACAAAUUUCUAAAGCUUUAGAGGUUUUUGAGAAGAUGAAACAAGAGGGAAUUGAACCCACAAUCGUUACUUAUACAUCGUUAAUUCGUGGAUAUGUAAGCAAUGGGAAGAUCGACGAUGCUUGGAAAGUUUUUCAUAAGAUGAAAAGUGAUGGGCCAUUGCCCGAUUUUAAGACGUAUUCAAUGUUCAUUUCUUGUUUGUGCAAGGAGACCAGGUCUGAAGAAGCUAUGCAACUUUUAUCUGAGAUGUUAAGUGUCGGGUUUGCUCCAAGUACUGUUAAUUUUCGUGAUGUAUUUUACGGAUUAAAUAGAGAGGGGAAACAUAAUCUAGCUCAAACUGUACUUAUGAGAAAAUGGAAUUUUGUAAGUAGAAGGAAAUCUUUGACUUAAUUUGGUCAGCCUUUACUUAUUUAAGUAGCAUUGCCUAGGAUCUGUGUGUUUAUUUAUU